UUAUCCGACACGCAGGAUCUUCAGAACUCACCAUUGACUUGAGUUGGUGCAGCUUACCAGCUGGUAGCCCACUGGUAAGCUGCAUAAGCUGGGAAAUAAAACCAGGGUAGCCAAACAAAACUGUUAUGGUGCCUCUGUUACCCCUGCAGAACAACAAAUCUUUUGAAACCCAAUUAAUAAAUAUUAAAACCAAAACGGGAAGAGGCGCAGACCAAAUACACUGAUCACCUGAGCAGUGAGGAGAAACUCAUCCACACUCAUCCACACUUAAAUAAUCAUGAAAUAGGCAUCAUUUAUCUUUUUAGAGAAGUUAAAGGUUUUUAUGCUUUAUGUAAAAAAAAACAAUUACCAUAUUUCUAAGAAAGUGCUUACAUUGCGAAAACCAAAAGUCUUUGCAAUAAUGUCCCUGAAAUGUAAAAAGCUUCACAUCAAAAUGCUUGACAUGAUGAUAAAAACAGUCAAAGUCUAGAUCACACGGUCAUGUGACGCUGCUAAAAACUCAUUCACACAAAACCAAAUAUAAAAUGUACUUAGAUUCAGAAUUCACUUCAGUCUUAUAGUUUGUCGAAAAUGUAGAUUUAGAAGCUUGUUGUUGAAAGCUGUGAAGAAACAUGAGGAAGAAAGAAAAAAACCUCUAAAGUAACUUGAAGGAGGAGCUGUUAUUCACAGAAUGAGGAACCAUUUCUCUCCAGACUGUGGGUUGAUGUUGGCUUCAGCCUCUGACAGAAAAGACUGAGAGAAGAAGAGACAGAGAAGAGCAGAGGAGAGAACAAUGUUUGACUUCACAUCACUUCACUUCCCUCUGUUUCUGACAUGGAUGCUCACAUCUACAGACGCUCAAACAUUUGAACAGAAGACUGUCAGAGUUGGAGAUGAAGUCACUUUGAAAUGUGAAAAUGGAAAUGAUUUCAGUGAUGGAUGUUCCAGAAUCACCUGGUUGUACAGUUAUUCAAAUCAAACAUUUUCCCUGUUUGAACACGGGAAGAUUCACAAAGAUGUUGGAUCUAAAUCAGACAGACUGAGUCUUACAGAGAAAUGUUCUCUGGUGAUAAAGAAGAUCACAUAUGAAGAUGCUGGAAUUUACAACUGCAGACAGUUCAGCACAUCAGGAGAACAGGAAACAGAUUUUCAAGUUGGACUGAACGUUAAGAAAAAUGAUGUUAGAUCAACUAGAAAAACACUUAAACCAACAUCCAAACCAUCUUCUGCAUCAACAUCUGCAGCUGAAUCCACAACAACCACAGAAUCAGUUCUGUCUAUAUCCAAACCAUCAGCUGCAACAGAUCAUCUCUCUAAAGCAGCUCCAGGCAUGACAGCAGUGAUCACUGCAGCUGUAAUUGUGGCAGCAUGCUUAAUAGUUGUUGUCAUAUUGAUGGGAUGGAGGAGGAUUAAAGAAAGAAAAACACAAAUUGAGGAAAAUAUGCUGCAGACUCCUCCAGAAGAUGUUGGUUCCUACGCCUCCAUCACUUUCUCCAGGAACACCAACAACAGGCAGCAGGUUGUGGACAAAGACGAUGAAGGAGAUGCAGUGACCUACAGCACUGUCAAAGUGUCCUCUUCUUCUGCUCAUGUCCACACUGAUCCCAUCAGCCUUCAUUAAACCAACAGAUGAGAGUCACAGCAAAUGUUCCUCCUGAGGCUUUGUUGUGUUAGAACAGUGUUUCCCUGACCCUGGUCCUCGGAGAACAGUAAUCUGCAUUUUUUCAAUCCAGCCCUCCUCAAACACACCUGCCUUUGAUGACUGUCAUCAUCAGGCUUCUGCAGAGCCUGAUGAUGAGCUGAAUCAUGUCUGGAUAAGCAGGUCAACAUGGGAAACAUGCAGGACAGUGUUCCUGAGGACCAGGGUUGGGAAACACUUGGUUAGAAUCCUGCAUUUAGAUCUUGAAGGUCAUGUUUUCUUAGAAGCUGCAGGACUUUCACUUCACAUCUGGUCAUUUUAACCUUCAUUGAAUACUUAUUACCUAAACCCCACUUCAUGGUAAUAAAUUUGCUGCAAACCUGCAGGCACCAAAUGUUGCAGUUCCCUAAAAGAUCACUGAAGGCAGCUUUCAAAAGGGAACAACUUCACCAAAAAUAAACCUGUAUGGUUCUAAAAACAUUGAUAAUAUAUCGGUACUUUUCUUUACAACGUUCAUUCUAUAUAUAUAUCGCAGUUCACCUUUCCAUGCUCUUUUUUCUCUCUUUUGUGCAUUGUGUUCCAUGUUCCUAUCAGCUAUAGACUAUUGUGAACAAAUCUCCAUUGGUCUGCUGUACUGAAUCCUUCAAACGGCCACAUUUACAUAAAUCUUCCAUCAUUUCAGGUUUUUUUUUUGUCAAUAAUACUGGACUUAUUUUUAUGAUGGUUUAAACUUUGAGAGUUUAAACAAGAGAGAAAAGUCUGAAGAUGUUUAUGUCUAUGUGAGAAAAGUCUAUAAAUGUGUAGUGAGGAUUUUACUGCCUUAAAACUUUUAGUUAUUGUGAAAAAUAAAGUUGACUACUUUACA
Messenger RNA from Oryzias latipes (Japanese medaka), 2483 nucleotides. RefSeq lists its product as uncharacterized. NCBI's taxonomy places the organism in Eukaryota, Metazoa, Chordata, Actinopteri, Beloniformes, Adrianichthyidae. The record is from RefSeq and is a predicted model, not a curated record.